This is a messenger RNA of Amorphotheca resinae ATCC 22711, 456 nucleotides long. RefSeq lists its product as hypothetical. The record is from RefSeq and is a predicted model, not a curated record. The transcript has a single exon. NCBI's taxonomy places the organism in Eukaryota, Fungi, Ascomycota, Leotiomycetes, Helotiales, Amorphothecaceae. Bases 73 to 237 code for a protein of 54 amino acids.
CACAAACCUUAUCACCAGCAUGAGCCUAAUCUUCCAUUUCACUCCUCAAGCUCGCUAUCAUCCCCUCUAAACAUGAUAUGGGAAGUCAUUUUUAUCCCCCUCUUAUUCAUUCCAACUCUGGUGCUCAUGGCACUCUGUGACCUGCCGGCGCGGUUCCGGCGCAGCUCGCGGAAAGGCAAAGGCGAAGGCGAAGGGACAGCGCGGAGAAAGCAGCAGCAGCAGCGACGGCGGGUUUGAUUUCGAUGCGUUCUUCUAGGUCUUAUCGAAUUGUGGUUUUUUGGGGGGAGGGGAGGAUGGGUGGUGAACUUGCUCUGUACCUGGGUAGGUACGCAUGACAUCUGGUCUCUCUCUUCGUGGAGCAGCUGUUGAUGUCGAUGGGUUUCAGGACGGAGAGUUCGGAUUCGGGCGUCGAAGGGGUUUGAGGGGAUCGGUGGUGUAGGUUAUAUAGUAGCAGAU